Megalops cyprinoides (Indo-Pacific tarpon) is the source of this 2114-nucleotide messenger RNA. RefSeq names its product epoxide hydrolase 5 (gene ephx5). Gene Ontology annotation, biological process: arachidonate metabolic process; epoxide metabolic process. Gene Ontology annotation, molecular function: epoxide hydrolase activity. Lineage: Eukaryota; Metazoa; Chordata; Actinopteri; Elopiformes; Megalopidae. Bases 98 to 1513 code for a protein of 471 amino acids. The transcript is spliced from 9 exons. The record is from RefSeq and is a predicted model, not a curated record.
CAGUACACCCAGAAACCCUGGACAGCUAAGCGGGCUCUUCAGUAGUUUUGUUUUAACUACCCCGAGGUGUUGCUCUUGUCGAAAUAUUCCAGUAGUCAUGCUGACUCUUGAGGCUUUCCAACAGGCCCUCUCCAGCUGGGACCCCCCCAGGCUAAAGAUCCUGGCCAUUUCAAGUGCAGUGGGAGUGGGGGGGCUGAUGACGCUCCUCCUGUUUCGUCGGAAGAGGACAAAGACCAUCCCCAUGGGCGAUGGCUGGUGGGGAGCAGGUGCAAAGCCACUCUCAGAGGAUGAAAACAUCUACCCCUUUGUGGUCAGCACGUCCGAUGAGGAAAUUCAGGAUCUGUACAAUCGUAUUGACCAGACUAGGUUCACUGACCCACUAGAAGACGUACGCUUUCACUAUGGUUUCAAUUCCACUUACCUCAAAAAAGUGGUGUCCUAUUGGAGGAACCAGUUUGACUGGAAGAAGCAAGUUAAGGUCCUCAACAAAUACCCUCACUUUAAAACCAAAAUUGAAGGGUUGGACGUGCACUUUGUCCGGGUGCGCCCCACCCACCAGCGGGACGGCCAGGUGGUCCGACCCCUAAUGCUGGUCCACGGGUGGCCUGGGUCCUUUUUUGAAUUCUACAGGAUCUUGCCAUUGCUGACUGAGUCCCAGGAUGGCCUAGUGUUUGAGGUGAUCUGUCCGUCCAUCCCUGGGUAUGGCUUCUCUGAGGCCCCCCACAAGCAGGGAUUUAACAGCAUGGCGGCUGCGCGGGUCUUCCUGAAGCUGAUGGAGCGGCUGGGCUUUUCCCAGUUCUACCUGCAGGGCGGCGACUGGGGCUCCCUCAUCACCACCAACAUGGCCCAGAUGAAACCAGAGUCAGUGAAGGGCCUGCACUUGAACAUGUUCCCUGUGACACGCGGAGGGAUGGGCAUGCUGCUGGCCUUGAUCAUUGGGCCUUACCUGCCUUUCCUGGUGGGCUUAACCCGGGAGGACGUCAGACGGCUCUUCCCCUACAUGGAGAGGAACGUGUACGAGAUGCUGAGGGAGUCAGGGUACCUGCACAUCCAAGCCACCAAGCCUGACACUGCAGGCUGUGCAGUGAACAACUCUCCUGUGGGUCUGGCAGCCUACCUCCUGGAGAAGUUCUCCACUUGGACUGAUUUCCAACACAGAGAUCUGGAAGAUGGGGGAUUGGAGAGAAAGUUUACCCUGGAUGAUCUCCUGACUAAUGUAAUGCUGUAUUGGACUACGGGAUCUGCAGUGUCCUCAAUGCGCUUUUACAAAGAGAACAUGAAGGAGAACAUUCAGACGAGAGUGGAUGCCAGGACGGGGGUGUAUGUGCCUACGGGGCUGGCAGCAUUUCCGCACGAAAUGCUUCACUGCCCCCUGACAUGGGCUCGCUGGAAGUACAAAAACAUCCAUUCCUACUCCUACAUGCCCCGCGGGGGUCACUUUGCUGCCUUUGAGGAACCACAGCUGCUUGCCGACGACUUCAAGCAGUUCGUCAAGAAAGUGGAAAAUGUAUAAUCUGUAUACUUACGCAUACACUGAUCAACUGAAUGACAGCUUUGGUGUUAUAGCAAUGGCACACUCACCGGAGCAGUGACAAGUACUGAAUCAUGCCAAUCAGACAGAACAAAAGUACUGUCUCUCAGUGAAUUACACUGCAGCUAAUUUGUGAUGUAUGAAUUACUUUAUAUAAAUAUUAACAUAGACCUUUUAUAUCCUUCUACUAAUGUGCUGUAACCUGAGCAUGAACAAGCCACGACAUUUCUGUCUACAUAACUUAUUUUCAGAAAAUUAGUACCAGCUAAGACCUUAUGUGGAGUAGGGAAAGAUUUUUUCCCCUCUUUCCUUCCCAUAGUAGCUGACAUUUACUUACUGAGAGAUAAAAAUGAGCAUAUAGGGGAAUCUCUCUUACUUUUUCAGUGAUGUUUCUCCUGCCCAUUUUCUGUUGAUGCCUUGCAGGCAGGUGUUACUUUGUCAUCACUUCCUUAAGAAGUAACUCAGUCCCACAGUGGAGACACACAUCUAGUGCUAACCAGGAACACUUUCCCCAACUACCACUUACCUAGAAAUGCCCUAGGGGAAAAGGGAAAUGAAUUUAAGCGUCUGAACUCAAUGAACU